Plodia interpunctella (Indianmeal moth) is the source of this 1656-nucleotide messenger RNA. RefSeq names its product pro-corazonin-like (gene Crz). Bases 162 to 464 code for a protein of 100 amino acids. The transcript has 3 exons. Gene Ontology annotation, biological process: positive regulation of heart contraction. NCBI's taxonomy places the organism in Eukaryota, Metazoa, Arthropoda, Insecta, Lepidoptera, Pyralidae. The record is from RefSeq and is a predicted model, not a curated record. Gene Ontology annotation, molecular function: corazonin receptor binding.
UUACUCCUGUAAAGGGUAACACCGUGUUUGGUUUCGAACGGGAAUUCUGAAUUUCGAAUAUAAUAUAUUGUUUUUGAUCGAGCGAAAAAUAAAAUUACUGGCCAGUAUUUUGGAUUUGAUACGUUCGAUUCAAGAAUUUUCCAGCCAUUUUCCAGUUCGCAAUGCUGCCGAACAUAACAGUGUUCCUGCUCAUGCUGGCACUGGGUUCCGUGGCAGCGCAGACGUUCCAGUAUUCCAGGGGAUGGACGAAUGGAAAGCGGGACGGCCGUAAGAGCGACGUCGCCGGCAAUGUCGAGAAGAUCCUCAGUCCAUGCCAGUUGAACAAGCUCAAGUAUGUGCUCGAGGGAAAACCGCUCAAUGAACGGUUACUCAUCCCAUGUGACUACAUGGAGGAAGAUGAGACCCAGCCGAAGCGAUACAAAAACGAACGCAACCAAGACCCGCUUUACGAAAUAUUUCAGUAACCAUUAUUAGUUUUUUAAUCUUGUGCUAAACUAGGUAUAUGUCAGUAGGUAAUGACAAGGACCAUAUAUACCUAUGUAUCGAAAUACUUUAAGAAAUAUUUGAUCUCAAGAAAUCUUUUGAAUUACCUACCUAACUAGGUACCUACAAUGGGAAGAAAGAAAUUGUUCCAUUCAAAACAAACAAUAGUAGAAUAUAAAAAGUACUAUAUAAUCUUGAAUCGCUUCAAGAAUAUUCUUGAUUGAGUUGCUAUAUAAUUCUAUGACCAUCAGUUUGUCCGUCCGUCUGACCGGAUUUGUCAUCCGAGAAAAAAUCUGACCAAAGAAGCGGUCUAGAUACAGAUUCGCUGUUAUUUAUUUAAAAGAUAAAGCAUAUUUUAAGCUAAAGUAGGUAUGUUUUGGACCGAUCUGUCAAAGUCAAAAUAUUGUAAGUAAUGUGCGAAACUUAAUAUGCUUUAACUUUUUUAUGAGUCGCAGUCGCAGCGUGUCGUUCAAGAGUGCGCUGUCUUCUUGGCUGGCAACAUUGGCUGUCAAUCAUCGUGACCAUUCUAUUUGGUAUUGCAAUAGCAAAAAUGUAAUUCUAUAAAAAACGUUUUCUAUUUUUUCUAUCUAUACAGGCUGUACAUUUUAUGAAUGAAUAUUUGCUCUCGCUCGUAUGCCAGCGACUCUUUUGACAGAGACUGUUUAGACGAUCCAUUUUUUUCUCGGAUGUAGGAUCUUGUGAGAGGAAUGAAAGCAAUUGAAAAACGACCUUGUGACUUAAUGAUUUUGUUUCAAAUAUGUAGCAAUUUCAUACAUUUUACAUAAAAUAAGUAUUGUUACCUGUCUAUAAAAAGUUAAAAAAAAAACUAUACAUAAUUACCUAUAUCAAAUAGUCGAAAUUAUUUAUUUUAAUUAUAUUUGAUAUAAAUACCUACCCUACUUCUUCUUUUCGAGUCAAAAUAGUAGAAUUAUAAUGAUCUUAUUCCCAAUACAAUGCAUAGGCUGGAUUUAUGCAUUGUUUAUUGUUAUAUACAGUUUGUAAAUAAUUGAUUUAGUUACCUAUUUAAUAACAAUAAUGCAAAGAUUUUUGUCAUGUCAUGCUUUCAUAUUUUUAUUGUAGCAUUGUAUGUGAAAGAACGAGUUUAAAAAAAAUGUUGUCAACAUUGUUGGAAUUACGUCUAAAUAAGUAUUUAAAUAAAAGUGAUAUUCUACA